Molecule: messenger RNA, 825 nt
Organism: Cavia porcellus (domestic guinea pig)
Lineage: Eukaryota; Metazoa; Chordata; Mammalia; Rodentia; Caviidae
Product: igE-binding protein-like
Exons: 1
Coding region: 67-825 (252 amino acids)
Biological process (GO): viral process
Molecular function (GO): nucleic acid binding; zinc ion binding
Source: RefSeq, a predicted model, not a curated record
CAGGGAAACAGAGCCCACCUGCCUAUAGAUAUAAAGGCGAUAAAGCAUCUUAAGGAGGCCAGCACCAUGUACGGUGUUAACGGGGCGUAUACCCUGUCCCUAGUAGAAGCCCUGGCAGGAAAUGCCAUGACACCUGCUGAUUGGGCCAGUUUGUGCAAGGCAGUGCUCAGCCCAGGCCAAUAUCUUGAUUGGAAAGCUUGGAAUGUUGAACUUGCCACAGAACAGGCCCAAGCUAAUGCCCGGAACAAUCAGGUCGCCUGGAACACGGAUAUGUUAUUAGGACAAGGGCAGUAUCUCAAUAACCAGCUGAUAUUUCCACAAGAAGUGUAUGCACAGAUAAAUAGAAUAGCCAUACAAGCAUGGAAACGGGUCUCGGCUAGGGGAGAAGUCUCAGGCCACUUGACAAAAAUUUUGCAGGGCCCGAGCGAGGCUUUUUCAGAUUUUGUGGCCCGCAUGAUGGAGGCGGCAGGGAGAAUUUUUGGGGACGCUGAGACAGCCAUGCCGCUCAUUAAGCAGCUCAUUUUUGAGCAAUGUACUAAAGAAUGUCACUCUGCCAUUAGUCCAUACAAAAAUAGGCCUCUUGAGGUAUGGAUGAAACUCUGUCGGGAGAUCGGGGGGCCAUUAACCAACUCAGGUUUGGCAGCCAUGUUAAUGAAGCUAACUAAAGAAGGUCAGGGAGGCAGAGUGGCGCCACAAAAUGGUGCCCGCCCGAAAGAAGGCUGCUUCAAAUGCGGCAGACAGGGACACAUAAAAAGAGACUGUCCAUCUUGGGGACUCAGAAGAGAACAACCCCCCCCCCGAAGACCGAAAGUGCCCCAGAUGUAA